Messenger RNA from Cladophialophora yegresii CBS 114405, 1197 nucleotides. RefSeq names its product L-iditol 2-dehydrogenase. The transcript is spliced from 2 exons. Bases 1 to 1197 code for a protein of 398 amino acids. Gene Ontology annotation, biological process: D-sorbitol catabolic process. The record is from RefSeq and is a predicted model, not a curated record. Gene Ontology annotation, molecular function: L-iditol 2-dehydrogenase (NAD+) activity. NCBI's taxonomy places the organism in Eukaryota, Fungi, Ascomycota, Eurotiomycetes, Chaetothyriales, Herpotrichiellaceae.
AUGACGACGACUCAGACGGUGCAAGCAUUGGUGCUGCAUGGCGCGAAAGACCUUCGGCUGGAGACAAGACAACCGCCUGCUCUACGACCCGACGAAGUACAAAUAGCAGUGAAAGCCACAGGCAUAUGCGGUUCAGAUCUGCACUACUACAACCACGGCCGUAAUGGAAACUUUGUCGUCCAGGCACCGCUCGUUCUCGGCCACGAAGCAUCAGGCGUCGUGACCGCUCUCCCAGAACUCAUGGAUGGUGCCACGAAUGGUGCACUUUUUUUUCCAACUUUGAAAGUAGGCGACAGGGUAGCUAUGGAGGUCGGCUUUCCCUGUCGAGCCUGCAAUCUGUGCUCGAUUGGCAGAUACAACUUGUGUCCAAAGCUCUCUUUUCGGUCCUCCGCAAAGACUUUCCCGCAUGCGGAUGGCACGCUACAGACGCUGAUCUCACAACCAGCCAGCAUGUGCCAUCAAUUGCCCGACAAUGUCACUUUCGAGCAAGGAGCCCUCAUCGAGCCUUUGGCUGUUUCGUUGCAUGCAUUGAACAGAAGCCAGAGUGCAGGAUCCGGGGUCGGGGUACCUUUGGUCGGCUCAACGGCUUUGAUCCUAGGUGCGGGCGCCGUGGGAAUGCUGACAGCUGCUGCAUUGUCAGUAGCCGGUGUUUCUGAAAUUGUGAUUGCAGACAUUGAUGCUCCUCGAUUGAAGAUUGCCGCAGGCUUGGGCGGAGGCCGGUUCAAGCUGAAGACAUUUCUUCUCCCCAGAAAAUCACCUGCACCAACGAUGGAGGAGACAUUGGCGGGUGCUCAAGAGCUUGCAGCAGAAGUGAGCAAAUCGGCAGGCCUGGAUUCAGGUUUUGAUCGAGUGUUUGAAUGCACGGGUGUUCCUUCAUGCGUCCAGCUAGGUCUCUUCGCAACAACAGCGGGCGGAAAGCUGGUGCUGGUCGGAAUGGGUACACCGACACAGACCCUUCCCCUAGGAGCCGCUGCGCUGAGAGAAGUCGAUAUUAUCGGUGUAUUCCGGUAUGCCAACUGCUAUCCCGCAGCUAUAGCGCUUUUUGCUAGUGGCAAGCUAGACGGGGUCGCAGAAGACCUUGUCACCCACCGUGUUGCGCUCGUGGACGGAGAGAAAGCGUUUAGAUUGGCAUCGAAUCAAGCAGAGGAAGGCGAGGAUGAAGGGAGGGUACCGGUGAAGGUUGUUAUCACAUCGUGA